Tuber aestivum (summer truffle) is the source of this 1296-nucleotide messenger RNA. NCBI's taxonomy places the organism in Eukaryota, Fungi, Ascomycota, Pezizomycetes, Pezizales, Tuberaceae. The record is from the annotation of a GenBank genome assembly.
AGAGCUGGGCAAUCCAAAGCAACACCUCCCCCUCAAGAGCUCCUCCAAUGAGUGCACCAAAGUAUCAGCCGUACGCCCCUUCGCCAUACUCCUAUACCCCCUCACCGCAUUCCCUGUCGACGAGCAUAUCCCUGGAUGAGGAGGUCAAGCUUUCGACAACGGUACAGCAACGGGAGCUGAACGAAUCGCUCGCCGAGAUCUAUAGUAUCAUCGUUACGCUGGACUUUCUGGAAAAGGCUUAUAUCAAAGAUAGUAUCAGCCAGGAGACGUUAGCCACCCCCUAUCUCCCGGGAGUAUUGAAGCUGUGUACUUGUAUGGAGGGGCACUAAUGCCGACGCUUCGGGUUCAGUUAUACUCCGACAUGUCUCAGACUCCUCGGACAGUACAAGACGAUCCUCAAAAACCCAGACGUCGCCUCCGCAUUCAAAGAUCUGGAGACGUUUAAAUCUGCCCAUCACGUUUUUCUCCUCCUCUCCCUACUAUCCCCUCUCUCCUGCUAACUGUGAUAGCUCUCAUACCCCUCCGCAACCGAGCGUCUGAAAAUUGGCGUCCCAGCGACAUUCGAGCAUGCCCCUACAACUUCAUCCGCAAUCUCUGCUCGGGCAGCAGCGGAAGCUACUCAGAACUUUAUCACAUUCAUGGACGCGCUUCGUCUGCAUUACACCGCGAAGGACCAGUUGCACCCGUUACUCAGUGAUGUGAUCACCGCCGUGAAUAAUGUUGCUGGAGCAAAGGAAUUUGAAGGGAGGCAGUCGAUUGUGCAGUGGCUGAUUAUACUGAAUCAGAUGGGAGCUGGUGAUGAGAUUACAGAGGCGCAGGGGAGGCAGGUGUGUUGUGAUCCCUCGGGAGCCUGAGGGGGCUUGGUUUGCUGACUGCCAGUAGAUGCUAUUCGAUAUUGAAAAUGCCUAUAAUGAGUUUUACAAGAAUUUGCAGUAGACCAAUAGAGCGGAUGGAAGGGUAGGACUAGGUUCGGGGGCAAUCGGUGGAGCUAUAAAAUGCUUUGUCUGUCUCUGUUUUGUAAUUUUGCUUAGUUGGAGAUUCCCGUAACGUAACGUAAUGGGUUAGCAUGAAUCCUUCCGGGUUUGUCCGAUUUAGGCCACGAGUCGGCUGCGCUGCCGGCCCAAACGGGCCAUUGGAUCGAGUGAUAUACGGUGGAUACCACGGUUGAGGAAUUCAGAAUUGUCGACAAAGAGUUGCUGGUUUCGAUCAAUGCCUUAAGCCUUCCGAUUUGAGGUUCUGGAGGGUGGGGAAUUGUGACCGAGUUUCGGUAACCCCGCAGAGUUCUCUACCGUCGAU